AUGGGUAAGAGAAAGAAGUCUACAAGAACUCCUGCGAAGAAGCUGGUUUUAAAGCUGGAUACAAAGUUUAAUUGUCUAUUUUGUAAUCACGAUCAAUCUGUUUCGUGUACACUGGAUAAGAAGAACAGUAUUGGGUCUCUACAGUGCAAAAUAUGUGGACAGAGUUUUCAAACGAGAAUCAAUGGUCUAUCGCAGCCCGUGGAUGUUUAUAGUGACUGGUUUGACGCAGUAGAGGAAGUGAAUAGUGGACGUGGCAGCGACAGUGAUAACGGAGAUGAUGACAGUGGAAGUGAUUACGAGAGUGAUUCAGACGCUGAGAAACCUGCUGUUGUAGAUAGCGAUGAAGAAGAGUACGAAGAAGAUGUGGGGCAACGAAGGGGCCCCACUCUGGUGGAUAGCGAUGACGACGAAUGA
Messenger RNA from Torulaspora delbrueckii, 414 nucleotides. It is a transcript of the gene ELF1, whose product is annotated as Elf1p. Gene Ontology annotation, cellular component: transcription elongation factor complex. Gene Ontology annotation, molecular function: RNA polymerase II complex binding. Bases 1 to 414 code for a protein of 137 amino acids. Lineage: Eukaryota; Fungi; Ascomycota; Saccharomycetes; Saccharomycetales; Saccharomycetaceae. Gene Ontology annotation, biological process: transcription elongation by RNA polymerase II. The record is from RefSeq and is a predicted model, not a curated record. The transcript has a single exon.